AGCUAUGGUUAAAUGGAGAGAGAGAGAGAGCAGCGAGUGAAGUGAGGAAAGGUGAAGUGGAUAGAAAGGAACGAAAUGGGGGGAGCAGGACAGGCGAUGAAGAGAAUUCCCCGCAUCAGAUUUCCGCAAAGACACCAAAAUUCAUCAAGCUCAGGUUCUGUUUCCCAGGCACCAGUAGCUUCAAGCCAUGAGAACUCUAUAACUUUAGAAUCGGAUGUUCCGGCACCACCCACCAACACUGCUGUGGGAGGGAAUGCAUCGGUUCAGCCAAAACGUACACCAGUCUCAGAGAGGGAAAUAGAAGCUAUCCUUUUGGGUGGCUGCUUCUGAUCUUUCAAUCCGGGAAGCCUUGGUGUGAGGAUUUCUUCACGCCAUUGACGGAAUGGAGCUGGAAAUGAGAGUUUUUCAAGAUUAAGAUUGAACAUCCCCUAUAAAAGCCCAUAAAGGUUGAAUGUGCUCCUUUUUGAAACCAGUCGGUUUUCAGCAAUGCUUUAUUAUGCAAUUCAUGUUGCGAACUGGGGAUAGACUGAAACAUCUAAUCUAAUAAAUCUACUUUAGACCAUGGCUA
Carica papaya (papaya) is the source of this 568-nucleotide messenger RNA. RefSeq lists its product as uncharacterized. Lineage: Eukaryota; Viridiplantae; Streptophyta; Magnoliopsida; Brassicales; Caricaceae. The record is from RefSeq and is a predicted model, not a curated record.